Messenger RNA from Schizosaccharomyces cryophilus OY26, 2151 nucleotides. RefSeq names its product tRNA (cytosine-5-)-methyltransferase. Gene Ontology annotation, cellular component: nucleus; cytoplasm. NCBI's taxonomy places the organism in Eukaryota, Fungi, Ascomycota, Schizosaccharomycetes, Schizosaccharomycetales, Schizosaccharomycetaceae. Gene Ontology annotation, molecular function: tRNA binding; tRNA (cytidine-N5)-methyltransferase activity. The record is from RefSeq and is a predicted model, not a curated record. Gene Ontology annotation, biological process: tRNA methylation. The annotation marks the transcript as partial. The transcript has 6 exons.
AAACAACGCUUCACUAGAGCGGAGUUCUACUACUAGUAUAGGUUACUUCAGGAUUUGGAAAAUACUUCAAGAAUGGGAAAAAAAAAAUAAUAAGCCCACGCAAGGAAAGCGUGCUUAUAACGAUAAAAGUGAGAUUGUGCUAAAAAACGAAAAAUUUGAGGGAUAUUACCGUAAACAAAACAUCUUUGGUAGCAAAAGCGAUUCCGAAAAUGAGUUUCAAACAUUGAUAGAAUUCCUAAAAAAGCCUUUACCUACGACUUUUCGAAUCUGCGGUUAUUUGCAACAUGCUUUUGAACUAAAGAAGCAUUUCGAAACACACUAUAUCCCCCGUCUCCAGAAUGUCGAGUUUGAAGGGAAAACGAUUCCAGCUCCUCAAAUUAUCCCUUGGUAUCCAAACCAACUGGCUUAUAGCAUUGACGCUCAAAAAGAUAUUAUUCGUAAGAGUCCACCUUUCAAGCGCCUCCAACGCUUCCUUGUAAGUGAAAACGAAGCCGGAAACAUCAAUCGUCAGGAGGCUGUUAGCAUGCUACCACCGUUAUUUUUAGACUUGUCUCCGCAUCAUCUGGUUUUGGAUAUGUGCGCUGCUCCUGGAUCUAAAACUGCCCAAUUAAUUGAAGCAAUCUACAACCAAGCACAUGUGAAAGACGCCGUCCAGGACAGUGCUAAUCUCAGUUCUCUUCAAGGGCUUAUCAUCGCUAAUGACGCAGAUCCUAAACGUGCUCAAAUGCUUGUACACCAAAUAAAUCGUUUGAACUCCCCGAAUGUAUUAGUAGUAAAUCAUGAUGCGUCAACUAUGCCGAAUAUAUUCGUCCCUUCUUCCUCGUCGAAUAAACUCAACGAGAAAGAAAUCUUGAAAUAUGACCGCGUUUUGGCUGAUGUACCCUGUUCUGGAGACGGCACAUUUCGUAAAAAUCUUUCUCUAUGGAGGGAUUGGACUGCAACUAGUGGUCUGAGCCUCCAUCCCCUUCAGUUGAGAAUCCUUAUCCGUGGUCUUCAGCUUUUGAAGGUUGGUGGUUAUAUGGUUUAUUCUACUUGUUCUAUGAACCCUAUCGAAAAUGAAGCAGUAGUUUCCGCUGCUUUGAAGGCUACAGGUGAAUCUAUAUCUCUUGUAGACAUCACGGAGAAGCUUCCGGAACUGAAGCGCGAAUCCGGUCUAUUUACUUGGAAGGUGAUGGAUGACACUCUUCAGGAGUACAAUACUCCUGAAGAGUGUCAUUCCGAAAACAUCACCCUUACUUCUACAAUGUGGCCUUUGUCAAUGGAUGAAAUGAAGGCACAACACAUUGAACGAUGUGCACGUAUCUAUCCUCAAAAUCAAAACACGGGAGGGUUCUUUAUCGCUAUGUUGAAAAAGGAAAGUCCCUUACAGGCGAGUAAAGUUGAUAGUUUAAAGAGAGAUGAAGCACCGGAAGCUAAACGCCAAAAACUCGAUAUAGAAGUUUCUGUACCAUCUCCCGCUCCUCAUCCUACUACCAAGACUGGUAAUAACUAUUUUGAUGAAGAACCAUUUGUCUAUAUUAAGCCAGAUGAUGAAAGCAUUUCUUCUGUUUCUAAUUUUUAUGGUUUAGAUCCCAAGUUUCCUCGUGACCAAUUUUUCGUUCGUAAUCAAAGCGGUACACCUACAAGAUCUGUAUAUUUUGCAUGCUCCUUGUUCAAGAAAAUAAUAGAAAAUAACAUCAACCGUGUCAAAUUUGUUCACGGCGGAGUCCGUUUUUUUGUCAAGCAAGAUAUCAGCCCUUUACUAAAAAGUAACCCGUCGUUGGAAAUUAACAAGGAUGUUUGUAAUUUUCGGAUUCAUAGUGAUGGUGUUAAUAUCAUUAGCCCAUAUCUAAACGAGAAAUUCUUCUGCGAUGCCAAUCUUGAGGACCUAAAGAUACUAAUGAAGAAUGAUUAUCCUCGUUUAGAGCAGUUUCCCGAAAAUGGGAAAUUGAAGGCCGGAUCCGAGAAAAUGGUUUUUGGGUGUAACAUAGUCAAUGCACAUGCCAAGAUUGAGGAUGGAUCAUACACUGAUAUGCGCAUUCUGCUGCCUGUCUGGCGAAGCCCGAAUAGCUGUAAUUUAAUGCUUGCCAGAAAAGAAAAACAGAAUCUAGAAUUGGAAUUGUUUGGAAUAGAUUAACUAUACAGGUUUUGAAUAAAAUAAUAGUUUUGGUU